AUCGCCGUCGCCCCCCGUACUUGCGACAACGGCAUCCUCGUCGCCAAGUGACUCCCCUCGCAUCUCCAACGAACGGAACAGACAGCACAACGGUAUCGCUCGAAAGCUUUCGAACGACGCGGCUACUGCUUCAUGACGCGAUCUCAGCCUACGGCACCUAUCCCCCAUUACCCCCAGCACCCACGAUGGGUCCAGGCAUGUCCCAGACGCACCUCCAAAACAUCUCCGAAGGCGCACCUGGUGUCGGUCAGCAGGGAGCGCGUCCUCUCUUAUCGUAACUGAAGGUCGAAGCAAGAUGUAUGCAUACCCGACCCGAAUAUCCAUGGGGGGGACCGUAUAGAUACGUUAUCUGCCAAUGCGACUCGCCUCCGCGUCACAUUGAGGUCUGUAGGACAUCGGGAAGGGCGUUUUGAAUAUGUGGCGUCGUUUUUGAUAAAUAGUCUUCGAGUAGUAUACAUGCGACUCGGGAGGUUUGGACAGCCCCGGCGCCAUUCCCACCUUGCGAUACACACCGUCUCCUCGUCCUCCCGCAUCUUCCCCAUCACGAACAUGCCCUAUACACGACGCCCAGUCCCAUGUACGUCACUGCGGCUACACUAC
Messenger RNA from Schizophyllum commune H4-8, 600 nucleotides. RefSeq lists its product as uncharacterized. The annotation marks the transcript as partial. The transcript is spliced from 3 exons. Lineage: Eukaryota; Fungi; Basidiomycota; Agaricomycetes; Agaricales; Schizophyllaceae. The record is from RefSeq and is a predicted model, not a curated record.